This is a messenger RNA of Mycetomoellerius zeteki, 1435 nucleotides long. RefSeq names its product UPF0553 protein C9orf64. Lineage: Eukaryota; Metazoa; Arthropoda; Insecta; Hymenoptera; Formicidae. The record is from RefSeq and is a predicted model, not a curated record. The transcript has 2 exons. Bases 163 to 1296 code for a protein of 377 amino acids.
AAUAAUUAAUCGACAAUAAAAAUUUUACAGAGGAGGAUAGUUCGCGCAGUUACAAUUAAAACAUAAAAACAAUGACGAGGUCGGAAAUGACGAAAAUAUUAACCAAUAUUCGAUAUCGAUCAUCCAUCGGUAUCGAACCAUUUCUGUCUAUGUUGGUCAGCUAUGUUCCCAAUAUUAUCAGAUAUAUGCCAUAUCUUGCUGAUGAAUCACCUGGAAGAAGCACAAAAUCGCUUUGGAGUAUUCGUUGACCAGUAUCUUGACUGGAACGUCUGGAGUAAGCAGACUGUCGUUAACUGUCGAAAGUCUGCGAAGCUAGUCGCCGGCUUGGCGAAGGAUGUAUUCAUCGAGCAAGCAGGUGUAAAAAAACUGGCAUUGGCGAUCCUCGAUGGUUUAAAGACCGGUAAGAUCCGCGAGGGUAAUUUCUCGCAAAUCAGAUUCCACCCCAAGCCCGACGAUUCCAAGGCGGUGGACUGGAUAUUCGUGCUGGACACGUUGAACUUCUCAUUUUGGACCGAGACGGGCGCGAAAAAGUGGAGCGUCAAUGGAGAGAACGGCUACUUUGCGUUUUGUGCCGCUGUCAGCCGAGCCAUUGACGAAGGAAAACCUAUGUGGGAUCCUAAGUAUUAUUCGCAGAUAACGCAACAAGAUGCAGAUAUCAUUUUCCAAGGUGACAACGAAGUCAAAAUUCCGCUUAUAUACAACAGAAUUAAGGGCCUGCGUGAGGCUGGGAAAGUUCUGUUGGACAAGUAUAAAGGCACAUUUGUGGAAUGUAUCAAGUUGUGUAAAGGCUCAGCGGAGAAGCUGCUUCAACUGAUUGUCAAGGAAUUUGAAUCGUACCGGGACGAAGCUGAUUACGAAGGGCACAGGAUCAGCAUUUACAAGAGGGCUCAGAUAUUGAUUGGCGACAUCUGGGCCUGCUUCGAGGGACGCGGACUCGGCGAAUUCCAUGAUAUCGACAGCAUUACGAUGUUCGCCGAUUAUCGUAUCCCUCAAGUGCUUGUACAUUAUGGCACUAUGCGCUACAGUGACUCGCUCAUGAGCAAGCUGAAAUCCGACGAACUGUUGAAGCAAGGCAGCAGGGAGGAGGUUGAGAUACGUGCCUGCUCAAUCGAGGCGGUCGAGCAGGUACGCGACGAGGUGCGAAGAUUGAUCGCUGCCGAUUCGAAAUUGGGCUUGAAUCCGUCGACGGAUGUCAACGCGAUUGUGAUCGAUCAUUACUUGUGGGAUUAUCGGCGAGAGUAUGCGCAAGAAUUGGAACACAUACCAUUCCACAAAACAAGAACCAUUUACUACUAGAGGAUUGCAUGGGAUGCAAAAAUAUCGCCUAAAUGGAAAAAAUUAGGAAAUUCCAUAUAUCAAGUUCCAAAGAAAUCAAAUUACAUCUGUUCCUUCAAUAUUCAGCUUUUUUUUAUUAUAUUUUGUAUUGUAUUAUGUA